Messenger RNA from Exophiala spinifera, 2511 nucleotides. RefSeq lists its product as uncharacterized. The transcript has 4 exons. Gene Ontology annotation, molecular function: D-type glycerophospholipase activity. Bases 1 to 2511 code for a protein of 836 amino acids. Gene Ontology annotation, biological process: intracellular signal transduction; phosphatidic acid biosynthetic process; cell motility. The record is from RefSeq and is a predicted model, not a curated record. Lineage: Eukaryota; Fungi; Ascomycota; Eurotiomycetes; Chaetothyriales; Herpotrichiellaceae.
AUGCAGUCACUCCGGCAGAAGCUCAAAGACACCAAGCUUCACGAUGCCAAAAUUGAAGCAAUCCAUCUCAAGCACAAGAUAGGCAAGCUCAAGAACUUGGUCAAUCCGAAUCAUCGCCAUGACGAGGAGCAUGAAAAGGCCACCGAUCGCAAAAGAGCGGCCAUCUGCGACGGCCAUCGCUUCAAAUCAUUCUUCCCCGAGCGAGACAAUAACAAAAUCAAGUGGUAUGUUGAUGGCCGCGAUUACUUCUGGGCUGUCUCGGUUGGUAUCGAGAAUGCCAAAGAGACCAUCUACAUUGCCGACUGGUGGCUUUCGCCAGAAAUCUUCAUGCGCCGCCCCGCCUUCUUCAAUCAAGAGUGGCGUUUGGACCAGGUCAUCAAGCGAGCAGCUGAGCGAGGUGUUCAAGUCUAUGUGAUUGUCUACAAGGAGGUGCAACAGGCACUGACUUGCAACUCUGCCCAUACGAAGCAUGCCCUUCGAGCUCUCUGUCCCGAAGGCACUCCAGGCCACGGAAACAUCCACGUUAUGCGACAUCCAGAUCACAAUGUGUUUGAGAAUAUGGGAGAUAUGACAUUCUACUGGGCCCACCACGAGAAGUUUAUCGUCAUUGACUACCACCUGGCCUUUAUUGGUGGCCUCGACUUAUGCUUCGGCCGAUGGGAUCUUCGUCAGCACCUCCUAGCAGAUGUCCAUCCGUCGGGUGUUGUAAACGAACUGUUCCCUGGCCAGGAUUUCAACAACAACCGAAUCAUGGACUUCCAAACCGUCCAAGACUGGUACAACAAUGAACUUAACAAGACCGAUUAUGGUCGCAUGCCUUGGCACGAUGUGGCCAUGGGCCUAGUUGGUGAAUGUGUGAUCGAUAUUGCAGAACAUUUUGUUCUCCGAUGGAACUUUAUCAAACGCGACAAGUACAAACGUUCUGAAGGGGUCGACUAUCUUUGCAUGACUACACGCGCUAAAGCUGACGGCUCCAAUCCUGAUGAAGAUCUGAUCUCCAUCCAACGCCCCAAGCAUCCCGUGGGCGAGUACAUCGAGCACCCACUCAGCCCCCUCGAGAGCAAAGGACUCCAGAACGCGGGUAGUGUGCACGCACAAGUUGUGCGUAGCAGUGAUGACUGGUCGAGCGGUAUCCUAAACGACCAUAGCAUUCAGAACGCUUACGCGGAAGUCAUCGAGAACGCCCAGCACUAUGUCUACAUUGAAAACCAGUUUUUCAUUACCGCGACUGGUGAUCAACAAUUCCCCAUACACAACACAAUCGGCCGCGCGAUUGUCAAUGCAUGCGUUCGUGCUGGAAAAGAAGGUCGCAAAUUCCGAGUUAUCAUAGUUAUCCCUGCCAUUCCAGGCUUUGCCGGUGACUUGCGUGACGACGCGGCCAUAGGCACCCGAGCCAUCAUGGACUACCAAUACAAGUCUAUCAACCGCGGCGAGCACAGUAUCAUGGGGCAAAUCAAGGCCGCGGGUUUCGAUCCCACCGAGUACAUUUUUGUCUUCAAUCUACGUGCGUACGACCGUAUCAACAAGACCCCAGCCUUGAUCCAGCAAGAGAAAGAAUCCGGGGUCUCGUACCAGGAGCUCCAGCGCGCCGAAGCCGAAGAGAUCAUGGGCCCCGGCAUCCACGGCUACGAAGGCGAGAGACAGGAAGGGGAGUCCCACGGUGCCGGCCCUGGUGUCAGUCAGGAUGAACAGGAACGCAUCAUCGACCGCAAACGACAAUUUGAGGCUGCUCGGCAUAAACUCGACGUCAAAGACCCCGUAACGUCGGCUGACUCGAUCGCUGAGGAUGCCAUGGCUCGCGGCGGUCUCGUGACCGAAGAGCCAUGGGAAGGCGAGCCCGAGGACGAGAAAGCGAACUUUGUCCAAGAGGAGCUGUACAUCCACGCCAAACUCCUCAUUGUCGAUGACCGCACAGUCAUCUGCGGGUCGAGUAACUUGAAUGACAGGUCCCAGCUCGGCUCGCAUGACAGCGAACUCUCCAUUGUCAUGACUGACACACGCACCAUCGAGUCGACCAUGGACGGCAAACCAUACCAGGCGGGCUUCCACGCCGCCACGCUUCGCCGACACCUCUGGCGCGAGCACCUGGGUAUGAUCGAAGCCCAGGGUGUUGACGCAUCCAAGGACCCCAACGCCCAGCCUCCGACUGUGUGCAUGAACGAAGAAUACAGCGGAGAAGAGUGGGAGUUUGUCGCAGACCCCCUGGGCGACGAUGUCUGGGACAAAUGGACCAACCAGGCCACCGUCAACACCGACGUCUAUAGACAUCUCUUCCGUGCAGACCCGGACGUCAACAUCAAGACGUGGAAAGACUAUGACAAUUUCGCGCCCCGCAAGACCGUCAAGCAGGGUCACCUGCACGACCCGCACAUGCCAGCCGAAAUGGUUCGUAAGGAACUCGACAAGAUUCGAGGCCACCUCGUCUGGAUGCCGUUGGACUUUUUGUGUGAGGAAAAUAUGGCCGAGAGGGGACUACAGGUCAAUUCUUACACUGAGAGUAUCUACACUUGA